This is a messenger RNA of Camellia sinensis, 1565 nucleotides long. Lineage: Eukaryota; Viridiplantae; Streptophyta; Magnoliopsida; Ericales; Theaceae. The record is from RefSeq and is a predicted model, not a curated record.
UCUCUCUCUCUCCCUCUUGCCUCUCCCUCUUCGUUGCUCCUCUCCCCUCCCUCUCUGACCGCCGCUCCUCCUCGUGGUCGCGGGCAACCGGACCACCGAUUCACCUAGAUUUGCCCUAUUUUCUCUCUCUAAAAUUUCUCUAUAUUCGUAUAUCUGUCUAUCCAUCAACAACGAGACCGAUGUAUGUAUAUAUAUAUAUAUAUACACGUGUGUGUGUGUGUGGAUUUGUAUGUGAUUGUUAGGGUUUUGGAGAUGUAGGGAAGGUUGAAUGAUAGAAGAGAAAUUGCGGUGAAGAAGCUGUCGCAGAGCUCGAAUCAGGGGAAAAAUGAGUUCAAGAACGAGGCCAAGCUGUUGGCUUGCAUGUAGCACCGCAAUGUUGUCAAUUUGUUGGGGUAUUGUGCGCACGGUGCGGAGAAGCUGCUUGUGUAUGAGUACGUAGCUAAUGAGAGCUUGGACAAGCUUCUCUUCAAUGUGUAAGGAGUGAGGAAUGCAUCAGAACAUGUUCAGGCUAGAGUGACGAAGUUGGUUAAUGCUGAUUUGUGGUUAUGUUAACCAUAAAAUGUCUCAUCAGUAUGAAGUCAAAGUUUGUGUUUCCCUAGUGAUAUUGUCGUUGACAUUGAGAAAUUCUUCUACUUCACAUCUAAUACAGGGAGAAAGCUUUUACAAUCCAUAUAUACCUGGAGUUUUAGAGGAAUUGGAUAAGAAAGGAUUAAUUGAAGAAAGUGAAGGUGCUCGUGUGAUCUUUAUUGAGGGGAAAAAUAUACCUUUAAUUGUUGUGAAGAAGGAUGGUGGUUUCAACUAUGCUUCCACUGAUCUUGCGGCUCUUUGGUAUCGUCUUAAUGAAGAAAAAGCUGAAUGGAUAAUCUAUGUAACUGAUGUUGGCCAACGAGAGCACUUUGAAUUGUUUUUCAUUGCUGCGAAACGUGCUGGUUGGCUCCCAGCUGGUGAGGAUAUGUAUCCUAAAACUAACCAUGUGGGUUUUGGUCUUGUUCUUGGAGAAGAUGGGAAACGAUUUCGAACUCGCAGUACUGAAGUGGUUCGAUUAGUUGAUUUGUUAGAGAAGCAAAGAGUCGCUGUAAAGCAGCUCUUGUAGAACGAGGUAUAAUAAUGAAUGAUCUGCACUCUAGUUGUUUUCCUAUAGCAAGAGGAGGAGCUUGAUCAAACAGCUGAGGCAGUUGGUUAUGGGGCUGUUAAAUGGCUUUGUUGUGUGGACUUGUGGAUAAUCCAUAUUGGUGUAUGAAGAAGAAUUUUCAGUUUUGUGUAGAACUAAUAUAAUACUUUUAUCGUCCUCAGCUUUUGUGUAGUUUAUUAUUACUGAUACAGAAACUUUUGGCAAUCAACAGAUAAUGACUGUCGUGGUACAUAGAUCACAUUCUGUCAUGGUAUAUAUAUAUACCAUUUGUCAGUGUACAUGUAGGACGUUUUGUCAUGGUCCAUAGAAAAUUUUUGUCGUGGUACAUAUAUCACCUUUUGUUGUGGUACAGAUUACGAUGAUAAUUUGUACCAUGCCAAAUGGUAAUUUCGCUUGGUAGUAAAUGUAUUUUUUUAUAUACAGAUGGCUUUGA